This is a messenger RNA of Ilex paraguariensis (yerba mate), 549 nucleotides long. NCBI's taxonomy places the organism in Eukaryota, Viridiplantae, Streptophyta, Magnoliopsida, Aquifoliales, Aquifoliaceae. The record is from the annotation of a GenBank genome assembly.
AUGAAACCACCGACUGCCUUGAACCCACCGAGAGCAACCAACGACAUCAACAAGCAAACCCCACAAGCCCACAAGCAACAAGCAUCGAUUGACAACCACCAUCCACCGACUGCACCCAAACCCAAACCAACCCAACUCCCGACAGCCAAGCACCUACUGUCCACUGCUUGCAACGGCUACCCACAAGCAACAACAACAGCAACCAACGACAUCAACAAGCAAACCCCACUGCAUAAGCCCAGCCCGUGUCUAGCCCACAGUCCUGCCCACAAGCCCAACGACAACAAUCAGCCCAAACCCCACUGCCCACAAGCCCAACAACCACUGCCCACAAGCCCAACAACCAUUGCCCACAAGCCCAACGACAAACACCCAGACCAGCCCCACUGUCCAAACCCAAACCCAAACCCAAUAUACCACAGACAAGCCCACAACCCAUUAUCCCUACUGCCCACUGUUGGGUCACUUACCACAGACCAGUCCACUCAUUGGUCCACUAUCGGGUCGCAAUUUUUUCUUGAAUCCUCGUCUCCGUUGAUAUGCUCUUGA